Molecule: messenger RNA, 4481 nt
Organism: Acinonyx jubatus (cheetah)
Lineage: Eukaryota; Metazoa; Chordata; Mammalia; Carnivora; Felidae
Gene: ZNF852
Product: zinc finger protein 852
Exons: 5
Coding region: 16-1308 (430 amino acids)
Biological process (GO): negative regulation of transcription by RNA polymerase II
Molecular function (GO): RNA polymerase II cis-regulatory region sequence-specific DNA binding; DNA-binding transcription repressor activity, RNA polymerase II-specific
Source: RefSeq, a predicted model, not a curated record
AGAAGACAUUUGCCAAUGGCAUAUCUGAUAAAGAGAGUGGAGGGCAGGCACUCACAGGGGAAGACAGGGUUGCUGAGGACAGGUCAGGCGGCUCACAGGCAGCUGAGCACCGCGCUGGCGCCAGGGAGAAGGCGAGACGUUGGCCCUCCCAGCUUCCUAGAGCGGCCGCCGAGACGCGGGGUGGCGGCGCGCGUGCGCGACCUGGGCCGACGGAGAGCUGGUCUCUGGGCCACGGGUUCUGGGCGGGUGGUGUGGCUGGAGGACUGGCUGUCGGGGACCUGGGGAGGUCAGUGUGCUUCCCAGGUGCCUGCCGUUUCCCAAGCUGGGAAGUCAGGAGACCAGGCAGCAGCAGCUGUGCUUCGGAUGGUCAGGCCCCAGGGUUCUGCAGCGUACGAGUUCCUGUCUGUGGACUAUACCGAGAGGAAGUGGAAAGGUCCGGCACUCAGUCAGAGAGCCGUGUACCGGAGCCUCAUGCCGGAAAAUUAUCGCAGAGUGGCCUCAUUGGCAAAUGAGACUAGGAUGGAGUGUCCAGAUUUGCCUGCAAAGCAGGAAGUUUCUAAAGGACUGGGGUCAUCUGAUGGGACAUCAGGAGGCCUCUGUGGGGUGGUUUCUGGGGAACCAGAGGCACGAACUGCCUGUGAAGGUGCUUUAGAGAAGCUGGAAGGGCAACCCUCAGAUGAGGAAGGGAGCAGACUGGAAAGUGAUUUCUUCAAACUAACACACAAGGAUAAAGGUAAAUCCACAAAAGAUGGAUGUGAUGAAUAUAAGGAUCCAAAUCUGUCCUCUAGUGCUACAGAACAUCAGAGAGUUCUCAAGGGACAGAAAUUUUACCAGUGUGAUGAAUGUGGUAAAGCUUUUAAUUGGAGUUCACAUCUCAUUGGGCACCAGAGAAUCCAUACUGGAGAGAAACCCUAUGAGUGUAAUGAGUGUGGGAAGACUUUCAGGCAGACCUCUCAGCUCAUAGUUCAUCUCAGAACCCAUACAGGGGAAAAACCCUAUGAGUGCAGUGAGUGUGGAAAGACUUACCGACACAGCUCCCAUCUUAUUCAACACCAGAGACUCCAUAAUGGCGAGAAACCAUAUAAAUGCAAUGAUUGUGGAAAAGCUUUCAACGAGAGUUCCAAGCUCUUUGACCAUCAAAGAACCCAUACUGGAGAGAAACCUUAUGAAUGCACUGAGUGUGGGGCUGCCUUUAGUCGGAGUAAAAAUCUUGUUCGACAUCAGGUACUUCACACUGAGUCCUCAGACCUUCUUCCUCUGAACCAUCUGAGCACCUUCAUUCAAAUGCCACCCAGUAUGGAUUAUUAAUAUAUUCUUAUUAUUGUAUAUAUAAUUUCUGGAUGGAUUGAAGCCUUCCCUUGCUGAAAGGAUGACACCCUCACACUCACAGUGGCAAAACAAACCGUUGGCAAAUGCAGUUCCUACCUGGAGUUUACCCUUCACACUAUCUAGUGACUGAGGCACCCACUUCACUUUGAAGAUCAGAUGAGCUGUAACUAAAGCUUUGCAAACUUCUUGGAACUGUCACUGCUGCUAUCACCCUCAGUCAUCAGGCAAGGUUGAAAGAACUAAUGGAAUCACCAAUCUCAAAAAUCUCCAAACUCACUGAAACUGCUGGACUCCCUUGGCCUGAGGUGUUGCCUCUGGCCUUGCUGACUUUUGCAGUACCCUCUUUGUGAGAUAGUCACCAGUAGACCAAUGUCUUUUGGUGUACAACCUUUUGUCAUUCCCUUGUUGUACUGUAAGUCUAGUGUUGUUAUGCCCAGAAUUCGUGAUCCCCAAAGACCACCAGGGAGCCCAGUCCGAUGCAAAAGCAAAGAGCCUUUAUUCGAGCUAGCUCGAGCUCAAUCCCCUACCUGCACCGACGCAGCGGUGAGAUGUUGGAGAGAGAGAGAGAGAGUUUUAAAAGCACAAAGGUUUUAUAGGGAUCUAGGGGCAGUUGGUGGGGUAAUGGUCGUGGCCUUAACCGAUUGGCUGAGGAAGGGUCCAAGUCCCAUUACGCAGGUUGCCAGGCGUGGUUUGAAUGGGAAGUUUGAACGGGUGAGUGGGAAGUUACUCAAGGGGAGGAGGCGUGGUCUGAGGUUUAGAAUGGGAAUUUCUUUCUGCGGUUUUCUCGGGAAGGGGGCCAUGUCGGAGACAUAGUCACUCAAGAUGGAGGACACAGAACAAAAUGGAGUCGGCCGGCCUAGGGCCACUCUUUCAGUGUCUCAUGCUAAAACCUCUCAACACCAGGUUCAGAAUCUCUUCCAUAUCCCCAAUUCAAAAUAUCCUCUUGUUCAUGAUUUGGUAUUUUGGAAAAGCCCCCAGAGGAACAUGGUCCCUGAGCCCUGUUGGAAGGGAACAUUACCAAGUGCUCCUGAUAACCAAUACUUCUGAAAAACUAGAAAGCACUGAACUUUGGGGCACAUAUCUCCCAGCUGAAAAGGAUCCUCCUGACACUUGGUCCUCCUCUUGCACUGGUGACCUUAAAGCCAAGUUGCCCAGGAAGCUGAUGAUUUCAUGUGGUAGACAGUUUCCUUUCAAGACACCAGAGCAAGAAUUCAUACUUUCACUAGCCUCAAACGUGAAAGCCUUUCUUUUUCUCUUUCUCUCUUUCAUGUUGGCGUUGGCUUGGAAAGAUGGCAUCACCCACAUCUCCCAAGCCAGUCUUAAAGGGGAUAACCUUUCAGACUGCUCUAUUUGUCAUCAAAACCCUCCCAUCUGUCCCUGAUGCUGGAGCCCCCCUGGUCCUCCCUGUGACCAAUUUUUCUUCCAUUCCCAAUGAAACCAUAAACUGCAACCGAAGCCACCUGCAGAGUCCAGAACAUUCAGCGCCUUUGCUUUAACCUUUCUUCUGCCAUAACUGUAUGGACUGAGACAGGCAGGGACACUUUGAAAACAUCAGUAUAGUACAUUUUUACAAUGACGUUCUUAUGAUUAUCUAAACCCAAACUGCUCCGGCCUAGAACUGCACUUUUCUCCACAUGCACCCACUCUCCAAAGAGCUUAGAACUAUGUUUUAUUUUAGAACAAGAAAUUACCUUCCCAAGUGCAGUGAAAGCCUAACUGAUCCAUGGCUUACCUGGGCAAAUGAAAAGUCCUAGUGAAUAAAUUCAUUAAUAAUAAUACUUUGAUGGGAGCAGCGUGUGUCCCAGCAGCAUUUAUUUUUGUCUGUGGUGGUUUUGAGGAAAAGCAUAUUUCUUUGGCUUAUGAAUACCUAGAUGGCUGGCACUUAACCGGGCAGUGCCUUUGGGGUUAUCUAAUUGAACCGCUAAACUGCCAACUAUGAAACUGGAACACCUCACUGGUCAAUUUCCCUCAAUCUGUGUUGCUGAAACAAAUAGGAAUUGCCAGAAAGCAUUCACGAUUCAGAAUUUGCUUCUUUUGGUGGAUCUCUAGGAGCUAGAGUGCAGAUGAGGCUAUGAUCAUGAACCUCUACUUAACUCUUGAAGAUAUUCCAGAAUCUACUGCUAAAGCAGAACUGCCCAACAAAAAUCCUUAAACACUCUGGCCAGAGUUGUUCCCCAUACUAGAAUAGCCCUUCAUUACCUUUUAGCUGUGCAGGGAGGUGCUUGUGCUGUAGCCAACACUACUGGUUGCACUUGGACGAAUGCUUCUAGGGAGGGGUGAGUCUCAGCUACAAUAAGAUCACUCACCCAGCCAAUUGGUUUAAGAAAGCGACUCCUUCAGUGAGGUCUUCCUCACUGGGUCAUUUAUUUGACCUUGAUUGGUUUGUGUCUUGAGCACCAUGACUCCAAAGUGCACUCCAGACACUGGGAGGUAUUCUACCUUUGGUAACCAUAGUAGUCCCCCUGAUGCACUCUGUUCACUCAAAGCUUUAAAGGCAUGCUUGCAUCCACUAACCACUAAGGAAAUCAUCUCCCUAAUAUUACAAAGUCACAGGCCACCAGGGUGACUCAGCUAACUAAGCCUCUGAUUUCAGCUUGUGUCAUGAUCUCGCGGUUCGUGGGUUUGAGCCCCAUGUCGGGCUCUGUGCUGACAGCUCAUGAGAAGCUUAAGCAAACUGAAAUUUAAUCAGCUUGUUCCGCUUCUGUACAAUGCUUGAAUUACGGAAACUGAAACCUAACCAGCCUGUUCCGCUUCUGUACAAUUGCUUGGCGCGCCCGCGAACUCCUGCCCAAUCAGUGCAUUACCUGUACUCCCCCCCCCAGCUUAAUGUCAACCAAUCAACUCCCCCGCUGACUGGAAAUCCCCCAAACUGUUUACCUCGGCCUAUAAAAAGCCUGCUCAAACUCCCCUCGGGACCUCGGAGCCUCACUGUUCGUGAAUGCGCGGAGGUCCAGGUUCGAACCUGAAAUAAAUGGCCCUUGCCGCUUGGCUUUGACUCUGGACUCUGGUGGUUCGUUCUUUGGGGUCUCUCGAGCUUUGGGCGUUACACUCAGAGGCUGGAGCCUGCUUUGGAUUCUGUGUCUCCCUCUCUGUCUCUGACUCUCUCUCUCUCUCUGCCCCUCCCUCAUUCACACUCCAUCUCUCUCUCUCUC